Thamnophis sirtalis is the source of this 2410-nucleotide messenger RNA. NCBI's taxonomy places the organism in Eukaryota, Metazoa, Chordata, Lepidosauria, Squamata, Natricidae. The record is from RefSeq and is a predicted model, not a curated record.
GGUGCUACCUGCAGGAAUGAAUGCAAAAAUGCUGGGAGGAGUAUUUAAGAUAGAUUGGAUAUGCAGGCGUGAAUUGCCAUUCACAAAAUCUGCUCACCUGACCAAUCCUUGGAAUGAACAUAAGCCAGUAAAGAUUGGACGUGAUGGACAGGAAAUUGAGCUUGAAUGUGGAACCCAACUUUGUCUCCUAUUCCCUCCUGAUGAAAGUAUUGACUUGUAUCAGGUCAUUCAUAAAAUGCGUCAUAAGAGAAGAAUGCACUCUCAACCCCGGUCAAGAGGACGUCCAUCCCGUCGAGAGCCACUCCGAGAUGUGGGAAGGCGUCGACCAGAGGAUUAUGAUAUUCAUAACAGCAGAAAGAAACCAAGGAUUGAUUAUCCCUCUGAGUUUCACCAAAGACCAGGGUAUUUAAAAGACCCCAGAUAUCAAGAUAUAGACAGACGAUUUUCAGGAGUUCGGAGAGAUGUCUUUUUAAAUGGGUCUUACAAUGAUUAUGUGAGAGAAUUUCAUAACAUGGGACCACCACCGCCUUGGCAAGGAAUGCCUCCUUACCCAGGUAUAGAACAGCCUCCCCAUCACCCAUACUACCAACACCAUGCUCCUCCUCCACAGGCUCACCCUCCUUACUCAGGACACCAUCCCAUGCCACAUGAUGCACGGUACAGGGAUAAGCGAGUGCAUGACUAUGACAUGAGGGUAGAUGACUUUCUACGACGGACACAAGCAGUUGUCAGCGGCCGGAGAAGCAGGCCUCGAGAGAGAGAGCGGGAUCGUGAACGAGAUCGGCCCCGAGAUAACCGAAGAGACAGGGAUCGGGAACGAGGGAGGGAGAGGGAGAGGGAAAGAAUAUGUGAUCGGGACAGAGACAGAGGGGAAAGAGGAAGAUACAGAAGAUAAUGUAUUGUGAAACUAGAGUUACUUAAGGAAGCAAAGGCUUGUAUAUUUGCGUGUUUACAAGUAGUAAACUUUUAUUUUCCUAAGUCAUCAUACUUGAUUGUGUAGAUGAAUUUAUAAUUGCCCCGUUCCAAGCAUGCUGUAAGCUGUGAACUGAAAUACUUAUUUCGGCCAAAAACAUGCGAAGCUUGAUUCUUCAGUUGAUAUUUUCAUUUAAGCGGCAGUUUAGAAGGCAAACAUUUUAAGAAUGUAGAUGAAUUUUCCCAACAUGUUUAUCUUAAUAAUUUAAUUAUAUGUUCCUUUGAAUACAAGUUACUAGCUGCCAUGAUUUUUGCUGUUUUUCUUUACAUGUAGCUUUUAAUAUUUCUUGGGGGGGUGUAAGUGUGGAAUGCUGCUAUCAAGUACGCAAAAAUACUGGGUGUGUGAUAGUUGGCUGUAUGGCAGUAUUGAAGCCGUCGCCUUUUGUUUUUCUGUUUCUGUUUUAAUUUUUGUAAAGAAAAAGCUUGUUCAAUAAUGAAAGCAAUAGUAAUAUGUUAUUGAACCUGUGCUCUGAUUGUAUUUUGUUUAAUGCUCGUCUAAUCACCUCACUUGCACCCUUUUUUCUCCAAAUUAACCAUACUGUUUAGAAUGUCCACUGUAUGUGUGUGUGCAUAUAUGCGUGAGCACAAAUACUGUUGUAUUCUACAUUGCUAUCAUUUCUUUUUUUAUAAUAAAUUGCUAAUAGUCAAAUUCCAUGGACUUGAUGCUUUCUGGCUUCUAAAAAAGAAAGAUUAAUGAUUAAUUUGUCAAUGUCAUUUCAGGCAUUCAGGCCUCAGCAUGAGACAGAAAAAGAGGCAUUGUCAGGGUUGUUCUAGGUAAUGAUAACUCAAAUAAAUUUCCAUUCUUAUCCAAUAUAUUUAAAUUGUGGCAGAUCUAUUAAUAACUCCAUAAAAAUAUAAGUACGGGAAUCUCAGACUCAGGAAAGUACAUAGUUUUGUUAUAGAAAAAGGAAACUUUUGGAAAAUAGUGGCCAGUGAACAGUUCCAUGUUAAUUUAUUUAACCAACUCCCAUGCUAUUUAUUGCAAUUUGCUGCCAGUAAGAAUGCUUGUUCAUACCUGAGAUGAAGCAAAUUCUCUAUCUGAUAUUAUAGUAGGAAUAGCCUGAUAUUCUAGUAAAUUAUAGUCAUUCUUUAAUGAAAAGGCUAGAGGUAUAAAGUUUCUGGACAUUUUAAUUCUACAAAUAACAUUUCUUUUUUCCUAUUCUAAAAUAAAACAAAAAAUGGCAAUACCUGGUGUUCUUUACCAAUCUUGUUAUUUUGUCAACAUAGGAAUAUAAUGCAGUUUAUGUAUAAUUGCUCAUAAAAUCAUUUUAAUAUAACAAUAAUUGAUUAACCAAUUUGAAAGUGUGGUUGGGUAUUUUUGAAACAGAGAUUAGAAAUCAGUUAUAAUUUAUAUAGAAAAUGCAUUGAUGUCAAUUAAAGGGUUAAUAUUCUGACUUCAAAACCCUUGUAUUUCUAUUAAAAUAGUGUUUUCUUUUAA